UCUUUAAAGGCAGCGUGCAUACAGACCACACCCAAAGCGUCCACAGGGUCCUGCAGAGAAACACCCGACCACAGCAGCCACACUCGCGGGGGCGCCGAUGAUGCUGGCGGCCAUCCUGGAGCCGGUGGGCUUGGGCCUGUGCACGUGGGGCUCGGUGCUGGCAAUGGUGGCAUGCGUGCUGCCCACGUGGAGGGUGACGGCCUUCCUGGACUCCAACAUCGUAGUGGCUCAGACCAUAUGGGACGGUCUGUGGAUGUCGUGCGUGGUCCAGUCCACGGGUCAGAUGCAGUGCAAGGUGCACGACUCCGUGCUCAGCCUGGCGCGGGACCUGCAGACGGCGCGCGCCCUGACGGUGGUCUCGGUGGUGCUGGGAGCGCUGGCGCUGGCCGUGACGUUGGCGGGGGCUCAGUGCACCAACUGCAUCCGCCAGGAAGCGCUCAAAGCCCGAGCUGUGUACGCCGGCGGCCUCAUCUACGUCAUCAGCGGCGUGCUGGUUCUGGUUCCGCUCUGCUGGAUGGCCGGCAACAUCAUUGUGGACUUCCACGACCCCAAGGUCCCCCCCUCCAAGAAGAGGGAGAUUGGGGCCGCCAUCUACAUCGGCUGGGCCGCCUCCGCGCUCCUCCUGCUGGGGGGCGGGAUCCUCUGCUGCUCAUUCGGACGCGCGGCGAGGAGCUCCUACGUCGUGGAGUAUCCAAACGGCGAUAAGAAGCUCUACGUGUGAACAAAUGCUGCAGGAGAACAGGAUCACAUCGUUCUUGGCACUCAAAUCUUUAAUAUUCCUGUGUCUUGUGUAAAUAUGCAAAUGAGGAUCUGCUCUUUGAUGUUUUUGUACUUUGAGCUCAGUAAAUAAACAUUGCUGUUGACAA
Molecule: messenger RNA, 866 nt
Organism: Doryrhamphus excisus (bluestripe pipefish)
Lineage: Eukaryota; Metazoa; Chordata; Actinopteri; Syngnathiformes; Syngnathidae
Gene: cldn5b
Product: claudin 5b
Cellular component (GO): membrane; bicellular tight junction
Molecular function (GO): structural molecule activity
Source: RefSeq, a predicted model, not a curated record